Molecule: messenger RNA, 753 nt
Organism: Lactuca virosa
Lineage: Eukaryota; Viridiplantae; Streptophyta; Magnoliopsida; Asterales; Asteraceae
Source: the annotation of a GenBank genome assembly
AUGGAGAAUUUCCAAACCACCUUUAACUCAAAUACCACAGCAGCCAAUGAAGCUCUAAAGAGUUUGGGUUCUCUCUUUAAAUCUGAGAAGGCUAAAUUGCAAGAAAGUCGUACUGGUCUGAAAACUGACCAUGAAGCAUUUCAAACCUCCAUCUCCUCUCAAAUUACCAAGCUUCAAGACGAACUGGCAAACGAGAGUAACAUCAAGGACUCUCUUUCCCUCAAGACGGAAGAAGUAAAGGUGUUAAGUGUUAAACUGGACACUUCAGAGAAACAUGUCAAUGAUUUGUUGUCUCAGAGAGCUGUCAUGCGAAGCUGUAUUACAGAUGUUAUCGGCAUGCUCUCGGAUAUCACUGAGACCAGGGACUCAAUGAUCACAAUUUCAAUGUGCAAGCAUGUUGCAGAGAAGUUAAGUCCAGUCUUCGCAAUGCUUCACAAGCUAGAAGGUGUUUCGGAUCAAAGCUUUAAUCAGAAACAAGGAGGAGAAGGUGUGUCUGGUGGGUCAAGGAAAGAAGAACCCAAAGCUCCAGUUAAACCUGUUUUCAAGCAAGAACCUAAGGGCAAGGAAAAAUUGUUCAGUGAAGAGCCCAUCGUUGAUAAUAGUGAAGACGAAGAGGAGCUGGAUGAAAACGAGCUUAAAAAGCAAAAGGCUCGUGAAGACGCACUGCAUGAGCAUCAACGGAUCAUCCGAGAGGCUGAAGAAAAGGAAAGAGCUGAGAAAGAGGCUCAGGCUACUUGUAAGUGGCUAGGAUAG